This is a messenger RNA of Schistosoma haematobium, 2661 nucleotides long. RefSeq lists its product as uncharacterized. The record is from RefSeq and is a predicted model, not a curated record. The transcript is spliced from 8 exons. Gene Ontology annotation, biological process: negative regulation of cell growth. Lineage: Eukaryota; Metazoa; Platyhelminthes; Trematoda; Strigeidida; Schistosomatidae. Bases 556 to 1587 code for a protein of 343 amino acids.
CUAUAUUUCAUAUCAGUAUGUCUCACAAAGUUUUGUGACUACGAGAAAAGCCUACAAUCAAAUAGCAAUAAUGCCUAAUUUCUUUCUUCAAAGAAAUAAGAGAAGAACUCGUGUAAUACAUAAGCUUCUUACUACAUAGACUUGGGACUCAGGGAAUAAUGUGUUCGCUAUAUUUCCUAUAGAAUUUUGAGAAUUGAAGCUCCAACGCGCUAUUUCAUCCUCUGCGGAACAUGUCAUAAAUUCGGACUGUAAUGUGUCUAUACUAAAAAUUGUUCCAUUAUGUAGACUAUACUAAAAAUUUCAGGGGGUAACAAAAUUUUGUACUUGGUAUAUUGUAAAGUGUUGAUUUCGGGGUUUCCAUGGAAAUGAGCCCAUCCGUUCUUUAUACAGCCUUGAUAUAUAUUCAAAUCCACUUGUUUAAUCAACUGGAAAUUAUCUUUUUUUCUGUCACUGUACUAGCCAAACGGAAUUAUUUUCAUGCGUACAUAGUGAACGCCGAAGUAAUACCAAACAAAUCAGGAUUUUGGAACCUGGUUUCAGUUUUGAACCACUGCAAUGGAUAUUUCCAACAUUAUUAGGGGUGUAUUCAUUCGAAUCUUCUUGGCUUUACUUAUACUGUCUGUCAUCCUUAAAGUUGUGAAGGAAAAAUUCAUCUUAUGGUUGUAUGGCCAAAACGCUGAUUCGGGAAUGUCUGUGUUAACAAGAGGAUAUAUGAUAUCUGAUUUAUCAACAAAAAGAUUGAGAAAUAGUUCUGUGAUAACUAGCUUUCAGCCGUCUAGCAGUAAUAUGUAUGGUUUUCCGAUUCGAGUAACUGUUUCUAGCAUUAAAGCUGUCGAGUUUUGUGUCUUACGUGAUGUCUCAUUGUCUUCUUUCCAUGACAUGUUGACUAGUGACCACAAAAAUCUUAGAGAUUAUAUUGUUACCAACGCUACCGAAAGACAUACUGUAAAACCUGGAAGUCAAGACAUAUCCAUACACGUGAACGUUCAGUCUUGCCCUGAUCAUUCGAAACGAGAUAAAUAUUCAAUUGUUAUUGGUCUAGUUUCAAGUACUCUAGAUUCACUGGAUGAGGAAAUAAAUAUUACAUGCUACAUAAUUCAUGUAAAGAUUCGAGAAGAGGAACAAGUGAAUACAAGUAUCAUGUAUACAUAUUGGAAAACCAAUUGGAACCGUCUUCUGACUCCACAAAUCCUUUUUGAUGCUGGUGAAAAUAUGAACACAAUUGAUGAAACUACUAUUUUACCAACGAAAACAAUCACAUCAUAUAUAAAUAAUGAUAAAGUUUGUCAAACAUGGCAACCAUGUUGUUUCAUAUGUCUUUCUAUAGAAACUACUUAUAAUCUACGUGUACUUUUACCAUGUCGACAUGCAGUGAUUUGUUCAGAUUGUUUUAAAUCAUUAUAUAAAUCAGCAAUGUUUACAGUAAAUCAUCAUUUAAUUGGAUUUAUUACUUGUCCAAUAUGUCGUACACCUAUAAAUUCAACAUUAUUAUUACCUAGAAUUAAUUCUAAUGAUGAAUUAGAUAGUGAAGUCACUAAUGUCAUGAAUGGUGAUAUCAUAACUAAUAUUACAGAGAUCUCUAUGUGAUUAUGAUUAGGUAUAGGAUCAUUUAUUUUCGUACAGCGUAAUGCAUUCAUAACCAGUGUAAAAUAAUAUUUUAUAAUCAUUAUAUUGUCUUUAUUUUAUUGAUAGUUUUCAAUUAUUUUCCUAUUCAUGUGAAGUUAACGUCGUAAUUAGUUGUAUAUAUGUCAGUCCCUUAUGCCAAUGAAAAACACACACGUUAAAAUGAAACUACUUGUAUUUUGUCAGUAGUAUAUUCCCGUAGAUGAUAAAUAUUAUGAGAGGAAUGAUUUUAGAUGUUACAGAUUUGAAAAGCUUGGAAAUGUAUCCUGGAGCACAUGGGCACUGUUGGCUUGGAACUAGAGUUUAUCACCUUCCCUAGAUGGAUCAUUUGUACCCACCAGGUCGGUUAAAACGCCGGACAUUCGCUUUUCAUCCUCUCAAUUUAAUAAAUAGCACCCCAGUGGCGAAAAGGCAGUAACUAGGACUUCUGUGGUAGCUGCUGUAUACGCGUGGCCAUGUGAGAGCAUUUUGAGAGCGAGAGAGCUGUCUCCCCCAUUCUCGACCUAACCAGGGUAUUUGGUGGCUUACGAAGACAUUCUGUAAUUUUGCACUAAACAAUAAAUUGGUGUCGUGCACCAGAAUUCGCGUUCACUACAGUAGUGCUAGUCGGAGAAUCGAAUAUUCAGUUUGGGCAUCUAGAUACAGAAGAGGGGCGUUUGGGUUGCUUAAUGGGUCUUGUUGGUCGCAGGUUAUGUAACGGUGACCGUCUAUUUCAAGUUUGCGCAGAUUACAACUUGUUUCUGGAUAGCACUGACUUCCGGCAAAUUCAUCUCUGAUGUGUUACCUGGCGUUUUCCCUCUUCAUCUUAAAUCUAGACACAGACUGACCACAUUUCGAUCAGCUACCGGUGGCGUGGUUAUAUACAAGACUGUCGCUCCUCUUAGAAUAUUUAUCUGGACUCCGAUCAUACUCUUGUUUGUGCUCAUGUUACCUUGCGUUUCAGUGGCCAACAAAUUCAUCGUCCUAAACGGUUAAUUUUCAGCAGAUUAGUUACAGUUUCUGAUGCAACUAAAUAUCAAACCGAGUUAGGUUCACGAC